AGAGAAGAAGAAACAGUUUCAAAGUUUAAACCAGAGAAGAAGAACCCCCCCCUUCCUUCCUCCCCUUUAACUCAGACCAGAUGCUUCUUCUUCGUCUCCGCUUGUUUUGAACUUCUCACCAGACUUCAUGUGAUUUCCGUCUCAUUUUAGCUCCGCUGAGUUUUAACGGGAGUCGCUGCAGUUUCAGUUAACGGGACUUUUCCGGAGACCGGUCCCGGUGGAGGCGAGAGGAGACGCGGAGGAGAAAGGAGGAGAAAGAAGGAGAAAGGAGGAGAAAGGAGGAGAAAGAAGGAGAAAGGAGGAGAAAGAAGGAGAAUAAGAGUUGAAAAGAGAAACAGAGUGGCGCAGUUUGGAGGAGGAGGAGUGAAGGAGUCAUAUGUUCAUCUCUAAUUCAUGACGAGGAUUUAAAGUUUUAUCUUUUAAGUUUUAACGAGGCUCCGGUGAAGAAUGUUCAGGUUUAAAGUUUGUUUCAGCUGCAGAGGAAAUAAAACUCGCUCCUGGUCCUAAAAGUUCCUCCGACCUGAGGAUGAGGAUGAUGAAGAUGAGGUGAAGGUCUUCCUCUCAUGCUCCGCCUCCUCCUCCGGUCUGCCGGGAUGCUGCUCCGGUCCGGGUCCUGGUCCGGAUCCCGGUCCCGGUCCCGGUCCGGACCGCUGCUGCUGCUCGGGGUGGCGGCCUGCGUCCUCUACCAGGUCCUGGUGGUGCCUCGGAACCGGCUCCGGUCCGAGGUGGGCGGCAGGAGGCCGGCGGAGGAGGUCCUGAUGGAGGCCCGGAGGUUCGUGUGCGGCCUGGAGGCUCAACAGGUCCAGGUCCUGGGUCAGAAACCCCCCCGACCCCCCCGCCGGGCCGUGGUCCUGACGGGUCGACAGUCCCUGUGGGACACUGAGGUCCAGAUCUUCCAGAGGGUCCUGCAGCAGAAGGACUACAACGUCCAGACGUCCAGAUACGCAGAGACGGGACACAUCCUGAGGACACGGGACGGUGUGGGUGGGUGGAGCCUCCUGCUGUGUCUCACCAGCUCAGAGCGGAGCUGUCUGAGGAGGAUCACCUUCUCUCACCUGCAGCGUCAUCAGAUGGUGAACCUGCUGCCUGGACUGAUGGAGGCGUUCUCUGAUGCCGGUGGAGGUCUCUGUCGCUUCCUCACUCGGUCCCAGCUGACAGGAUCCGACCUCCACAUGGAGCCUCACGCCUGUGGAUCGACCAAUCAGAAGCUUCAGAUUCUCCAGGACAGUCUAUUCGCUCGUGUCCAAGCCCCGCCGCCUGCGCUGGUUGCCAUGGUGAACGUUUACGUCCUGGUGACCUCAGUGAAUCCUCUGACCUCCUUCCUGCAUGACGUCGCCGUGGUGACGACCAAUCAGCAGCCGAGAGGGCGAACGCUGAAGCUCAGGGACUUCCUGACCUCCCAUGAUGCUUUGCACCAGGUGAAGAAGGUGAUAGGUGGAGUACUGCUCGCAGCGACCAAUCAGAAGCAGCCAACUGCCAGCAGGUGUGUGUCGUGUUUCCAGCUGUUCACCUUCACCCUGGUCUUCAGCGGCUCCAUCACACCUGUCGUCGUCCAGGUGGACACACAGUUGACCUUCUGGUCUCUGAGCGAUGACACCCUCGACAGACAGGUCACCAGAGACCAGGUCCUGGAGGACACGCUGGACUUUCUGCUGUCCCCAGAGACACACCUGUCCCCAGAGACAGGGCAGCGGCAGGAAUCCUGCCGAGCGUCUCUGUGUUUGUCACAUGAUCAUUUUCUUCUUCUGCUCCAGUUUCAGCAGCAGAUGAAGAAGCCGUCGUCCUUUCAGCUCCUCUACCCCAGCGUCUUGUCCUCGUCCUCGUCUCCUCUGGACGUCCUCCUGGUCCAGGUGGCAGAUUUCUACUCUGUGAAGACAAACAUCAGCUGCAGGACGGAGGAACCGACCAAUCAGCAUCCAGCAGCGUCCCCCUCUGAGGACGGAGGUUCCUGUGUUGACGCCCACCUCCGACAGAUCUACACCGCCCCGCCCCUCGCCCUGACUCCGCCCUUCAGCCCCCGGGUCAAGGAGUACCGCGCUGAGGUGACCUUUGACACGGUGACCGUUCGAAUCCGGCCGGAGCCGGUGAGCCCGGCCUGCAGGGUCCACCUGGACGAGCACCGAGGCCCCAGGAUGGCGAACUACCCGGUCGGCCUUGGCGACAGCAGGAUCAACAUCCUUGUGACGGACGACUCUGGUCCAGAGCCGGUUGUCAUGGCGAUCUACAGCGUCCAUGUUUACCGCGAGAGCCGGCCCAGUCUGCCCAUGUUUGGAGACCAUGUGACCUGCAGCUUCCUUCAGGACUGUGGUCUCCAGGUCCUACCGGCUCAGUCCUGUGGUCUCCAGCCUCACGUCACGUCUCAGAGUCCAGUCAAGGCCUGCAGCUCUGGACAUGUCCCAGGUUGGAUGUCUCACCUGUCUCCACCUGUCUCCCUGUCUCUCUGUCUCUCUGUCUCACCUGUCUUUCUGUCUGUCCCAGGUCGGUGGGUGGUUCCGUGUCUCAGCUGCUCUGACAACAGGACGUGUGAUUGGAGGGAGGUUGUCUGGCAACCAGAGGGCUGCUCCCAUUGGCAGGUGGAGCGUCCCCUGCUACAGGACUGUCUCCAGGACAGGAAGGUGCUGUUCAUCGGGGACUCCACUAAUCGUGGGAUGAUGUACUUCCUGAUGGAGCGGGUCAACUCCAGUCUGGAGGAUUGGGACAAAGUCCACGAGACGCUGGUCCACCGGGACCUGAACGGGGGACGGACUCUGGUCGGGUACUCGUAUUACCCCCAGUUCUGGCUGGAGCCCAUGUCCAGGCCCACCUUCAGAGAGACGCUGCUGCAGCUGUUGGACAGGUCCCGGCCUCUGGAGAACUCCAACCGGACGGUCCUGGUGGUGGGAGGGGUCCAGUGGCUGAGCACCAAUCACCUGAGGAUUCUGAGGGACGUCCUGGACAGAGAGUCUCUUGGGGACGUCUUGGUGGUGGUCAAGUCUCUGGGGAUGGGGUUCCACCUUCCUGUGGACGGGAUCCGGUCUCUGAGUCUGACGGAGGUCCAGCGUCUCCACAGGGACAACUCUGACAUCAUCGCUGCUGCUAAGCAUCAUGGGUACGAGGUGAUUGACACCUUCAGCGUCACCAUGGGGCGCUACAAGGAGUUCCUGGCUGGACGCUGCGCAUGUCACUUCCACGAGGUGAAGAGGUUCUGGUCUCCAGGUGAAACCAGGACCACACCUGGACGAACCGGCCAAUCAGCCGUGCUGGACACGGACCGGGAGGCGGGGCCUAACCUGCCAACCUAUCACGUCAGAGGACCAGUGAACCAGGUGUACUCUGAGAUCCUGCUGAGCCGCCUCUGUCCCAGAACCAGAGACUGAACACCUGAGACCAGGAUUCACCUGACCCCUCCAGGACGUGGACUUUGAUUCCUAAAAACAGCAUGAAUUCCAGUGGAAAGAGGAGACAGUUUGUCUCAGGUGGACUUUGUCUCACCCAGAACCUGGACCUGAACAAAACCAGAACCUGCCAGAAUCACUCACAUUAAAAACACCAUCUACUCCACCUGGACCUGACUGAUCUAACAGGUCCUGUUAGGACCCAGGACCUCAGAGACUCCGUAUUUUAGACCUGAUCCAGGGACGGACUCCAAGGAUUCCUGGGUCUUUAAGACCAGAUCAGAGUCCAGACCUGAGAAUUAAAGACCAAAACCUUCAUCCUGAACGGGACUCUGUCUCCUUCAAACACUAGCUGCUAACUGUAUGCUAAAGCUAAGCUAAUGUUGCACAGCACACUUUCUGAUAGAGUGAAGGAUGCUAACCAGCUAGUGAAGGAUGCUAACUAGCUAGAGAAGGCUGCUAACUGGUUAGCGGUGGAUGCUAACCAGCUAGAGAAGGCUGCUAACUGGUUAGCGGUGGAUGCUAACCAGCUAGAGAAGGCUGCUAACUGGUUAGCGUGGAUGCUAAGCCUCAGUCAGGUUUUCCUCAGUGACUGAUUGUGUUCCAGAUAUUAUCCAGAACCAAAGAUGUUAUAUUAUAUAUUAUUAUAUUAUUAGAUAUUCACGUCUUAUGUUAUUUUCUAUUUUUCUACAGAUGCUUAUUUUACCUUAAACUCUGUUUACAACUCCUGAAUAAUUAUAAGACACGAUGUUUAACGUUAAUAAAACAUCUUUAUAUCAAA
Mugil cephalus (flathead mullet) is the source of this 4155-nucleotide messenger RNA. It is a transcript of the gene cped1, whose product is annotated as cadherin-like and PC-esterase domain containing 1. NCBI's taxonomy places the organism in Eukaryota, Metazoa, Chordata, Actinopteri, Mugiliformes, Mugilidae. The transcript has 20 exons. Bases 564 to 3356 code for a protein of 930 amino acids. The record is from RefSeq and is a predicted model, not a curated record.